GGCAGGGCAGGGCGCGGCGGAGUGGAGCGGGCAGACGGAGCCGGAGCCAUGGGCGUGAAGUGCGACGUGGUGGUGCUGGGGGCCGGCAUCUCAGGUCUGUCAGCAGCCAAAUUGCUGGCUGAGUCUGGGCUGAGUGUCAUUGUGUUGGAAGCCCGGGACAGGGUUGGAGGAAGAACUUUCACUGCAAGGAAUAAGCAAGUUAAAUAUGUGGACCUUGGAGGAGCGUAUGUGGGACCAACACAAAAUCGUGUUCUGCGGUUGUCCAAAGAACUAGGAUUACAGACGUAUAAAGUGAAUGAAGUAGAACAUCUUAUUCACCAUGUCAAGGGUAAAUCUUAUCCAUUUAAGGGUCCAUUCCCGCCUAUGUGGAACCCAUUUGUCUACUUGGAUUAUAACAAUCUGUGGAGGACAAUGGAUGAAAUGGGAAAGGAGAUUCCUAAUGAAGCCCCGUGGAAGGCUCCACAUGCAGAAGAAUGGGACAAAAUGACUAUGCAAGAGUUCAUAGACAAAAUUUGCUGGACUAAUGCUGUCAAGCGGUUCGUGACCUUAUUUGUGAAUGUGGAUGUCACCUCUGAGCCCCAUGAGGUCUCUGCUCUUUGGUUCCUGUGGUAUGUGAAGCAGUGUGGGGGUACAGGCAGGAUAUUCUCCACAACCAAUGGUGGCCAGGAGAGAAAGUUUGUUGGAGGCUCUGGUCAGAUUAGCGAGAAGAUAACGGAACUCUUGGGGAACCGAGUAAAGCUAGAGAGCCCAGUAAUCCGCAUUGAUCAGUCAGGUGAAAAUGUCAUAGUGGAAACCUUAAACCAUGAGAUUUAUGAGGGUAAAUAUGUUAUUAGUGCCAUCCCCCCAGUUCUUGGCUUGAAGAUUCAUUUCGAUCCACCAUUACCACCAAUGAGAAACCAAUUGAUUAACCGAGUUCCUAUGGGUGCAGUCAUCAAGGCCAUUGUGUACUACAAAGACACUUUCUGGAGGAAAAAGGGCUACUGUGGUACCAUGAUCAUUGAAGAUGAAGAUGCUGCAAUUGGUCUGACACUUGACGAUACCAAACCUGAUGGCAGUGUUCCUGCUAUAAUAGGUUUUAUUCUUGCUCGGAAGUGUAGAAGACUGACACACCUUACAAAGGAAGAAAGGAAGAAGAGGCUGUGUGAGCUCUAUGCAAAAGUUUUGGGAUCAGAAGAAGCCUUACAUCCAGUGCAUUAUGAAGAGAAGAACUGGUGUGAGGAGCAGUAUUCUGGGGGGUGCUACACUGCAUAUUUCCCACCAGGGAUAAUGACUCAGUAUGGAAGGAUCCUUCGCCAGCCAGUUGGCAGGAUCUACUUUGCUGGCACGGAGACAGCUACAGAGUGGAGUGGAUACAUGGAGGGGGCUGUGCAGGCUGGAGAGAGAGCAGCUAGAGAGAUACUGUGUUCUAUGGGAAAAAUCUCAGAAGGUGAAAUUUGGAAGUCAGAACCAGAAUCAAUUGAUGUCCCAGCCCUGCCAAUCACUACUACCUUUUGGGAGAGAAACUUGCCGUCUAUACCAGGACUGCUGAGGCUGGUUGGAUUAUCUACAUUCUUCACAUCAGUGGCUGCUCUUGGGCUGUUCACGUACAAGAAGGGGCUUCUAGUUCGAAACUGAGGGAGGUGCCAGCUGAAUGUUGCACUUCUGCUGUUUGUCUCUUUCCAAAGUUGUUCCUGAAAUAUACUUAAUUGGGCGCGUCUACGUGUGCAUUUAAGCACAACUAAAUUUAAUGUGCAUUACGGGCUCCUAUACACAUGUGGGGAACCUGUUCU
Gavialis gangeticus (Gharial) is the source of this 1769-nucleotide messenger RNA. Its product is annotated as amine oxidase [flavin-containing] B-like. NCBI's taxonomy places the organism in Eukaryota, Metazoa, Chordata, Crocodylia, Gavialidae. Gene Ontology annotation, molecular function: oxidoreductase activity. The record is from RefSeq and is a predicted model, not a curated record. The transcript has 15 exons. Bases 49 to 1614 code for a protein of 521 amino acids.